Messenger RNA from Osmerus eperlanus (European smelt), 1580 nucleotides. It is a transcript of the gene saysd1, whose product is annotated as SAYSVFN motif domain containing 1. NCBI's taxonomy places the organism in Eukaryota, Metazoa, Chordata, Actinopteri, Osmeriformes, Osmeridae. Bases 222 to 752 code for a protein of 176 amino acids. The record is from RefSeq and is a predicted model, not a curated record. The transcript has 2 exons.
AGAGACGUGGUAGGAAUAUCCCCGAUUGAAAACAGAAGUAUAUGUGUUGUGUAGUUUCAGUGAAAGUAUCUACAUAUUUUGAUAAGUGUUAAAUAUCAAGUAAUUGCAUUUAGUACAAUUUAAUAAGACGUAUGCGUUCAGUGCAGACGUUUCCUACUGACUGUAGCCUACAGCACACCUUGCCACGCAAUCUAUGAUCCUCUGACCAGUCUUUCUGGGAUAUGGAACGAAAACUUGCAGAGUUCAGAGCCAGAAGAAAAGUUGAAAUGGCAGUUGAAAAAAGCGAACAUGCAGAAAUGAAAAAUCAAACAGACAACACUUUCCAGUCCGACAGAUGUGAUUCUGUAACAGCUAACUAUAAGGCCGAAAAGGAUCUGUCAGAAUAUCCAAAACCAUCGCCUGUUUCACAGAAGCCAAAUGAUAUGGUGCGUGUUCCUGAUUGGCUGCUGGACAGUUCUCUUGGUCGCUGGCUUGGUUCCAAACGUCUAGCCUUCACAAAUCUGACGUGGUUAAAGGUGUUGCUCUGGCUAGUUCUUUUGGGGCUUUUUAACGAACUUGACUUUGGACUACCAUUUUUCCUCAUAUCACUUUUCUACUGGCUAUAUGAAGGGUUGCGCAGCCCAGCUGCCCGGAAACCUGGAGAGCUGAGUGCCUACUCAGUCUUCAACCCUGACUGUCAGCCUAUCUUGGGGACCCUCACAGCGGAGCAGCUUGAGGGAGAGAUGGGCUACUUGGCACUUGGCAAUAGAUGAAAUCUCGGCAACUUCCAACUGGACUGUCUAUGAGCGGUUUUACUUAAUACUCAGGAAUGUAAAUAAUCUCCCCACGAUGAUAAGUGCAGUGCAUAUUAUUAUUAUGUCAUAUGGUGCCUUCCAAAUUGUUGAUUUUCAUCACUACGUUGACAUGACACUGUGCUUCUUGAAUUAAAUAUAAUUAACAUGGUUUACAAUUUUGACAUACAUUGUUACCUAAAUAUUUAUAAAUAAACGGAUCUUCAGUAUUUACUGCAGAAAUCAUAUCCGUACCCUGCUUUAAACCUUGAAGUCUAAACCGUCAAUAGUCCUAUGUCAUUCCCACACAUUUGUAGUAGUCUAUGUUGAUUUGAUCAUCAUGUGACAGUAUUCCUUAACCAAAAACCAUGAAGUUCAUCUGUGUGAUGUCAGGAAUGUACUGAGGUUUCUGCCGCCUUCGAGAGAAUAAACUAGCUAGAUGGUCCACAUUGUGGCUUUUGAUUUAUAGAUGGAGGUUGUCUUGUUGAAGAAUGAUCCUCCAGUACUAGAAAGAUCAUCUCACUCUGUAGUUUGUAGUUCUAUAGCAACCUCUUUUAGUAGAAACAUGGUGAGUUCUUGUGAAGACUUUGCACAACUAAAAUAUUUCUGUGCAUGGGUCAUGACAAGAACACAACCUAUAGAAAGGUAAUUAUCAGGCAUUAAAUUACUUAAAAGUCUUCAGUAAAGUUUUAAAGGGGGUCUGCUGAUUUCACUGUGGUGAUGGAUGAUAUGUGCAUGGUCAGUUUUGUUUUGGGAAGACUUUGUAGUAAAAAAAAAAAUGUUAGGCUACAAUAAAAUAUUAAUAUAUAU